CAAAAUUCUUGUCAAAAUCAUACGUAAAUCUACCAAAAAAUAUUUAAAUACUAAUAUAAAAUUUCAAUAUUAAAUGUAACGGCGUUUCAUAAUGAAAAAUAGAAGACGAGGCGUAUGUCAUCUAAACGAUGAGUCAUCCAACAGCGAUUCUCAAAACGAUUCCAGUCGUUAUUUAAAUAACUCUGACACCACAUCAGAUGCUGCAACUUCUGUAUCCAAAGCCUCAUUGACAACUUCAAUUUCAAGAUUCAGAUCUGACUUCGACGAUUUAAAAUGCAAAAUACGUAUAUUCGGGGAAUCCCUGAACCUUUGUCACUGUAUCGCCAACGACUUUCAAAAACGUAUGUCCUUCAUGGAGAAAAGGUUACAGAAUUUAGAAGAGAGGCAGAAGCUGGCGGUCCGUGAAAGCAAUUAUUCGGCUAUAAUCCAGAAGUAUCAGCGCCUGUCCCACAAGACGAAACAAGAAGCCAAGCUGUUUGUUAAAUAG
Danaus plexippus (monarch butterfly) is the source of this 487-nucleotide messenger RNA. RefSeq lists its product as uncharacterized. The transcript has 5 exons. Lineage: Eukaryota; Metazoa; Arthropoda; Insecta; Lepidoptera; Nymphalidae. Bases 92 to 487 code for a protein of 131 amino acids. The record is from RefSeq and is a predicted model, not a curated record.